Messenger RNA from Musca vetustissima, 2361 nucleotides. Its product is annotated as beta-mannosidase-like. Lineage: Eukaryota; Metazoa; Arthropoda; Insecta; Diptera; Muscidae. The record is from RefSeq and is a predicted model, not a curated record. The transcript is spliced from 9 exons. Gene Ontology annotation, molecular function: beta-mannosidase activity. Gene Ontology annotation, biological process: glycoprotein catabolic process. Bases 16 to 2361 code for a protein of 781 amino acids.
GGGCGCACAGAUAAUAUGUUUGUUCGCUACUCCUAUGAAAUUUCACAAUUUCUGCAGGAAGAAAAUACGCUGGAAAUUGAAAUCAUCUCUCCGGUACAUGCUGCCCGUCAAAGGGCGAUGGCGCUGAAAUCACAAGGUCUUGAUGUACCACCAAAUUGUCCAAAUCGCCGCUAUCAUGGUGAAUGUCAUAUGAAUAUGUUACGAAAAAUGCAAGCAAGUUUUUCAUGGGAUUGGGGAUUGGCGGCCCCAUCGAUGGGUAUAUGGAAAUCUGUGGCCUUGGAAUAUUAUGAUGUGGCAGUGAUACGUGAUGUUGAUGUGGCCACCUGGAAAAAUUCCACACAUUGGGUAAUGGAUAUUCGAGUGUUUAUGGAUUGUGCUGGACAGCAGAAUUUUUAUGCUGAGCUGACAUUUUAUGCUGUAGAACUUCUUAAGAAUCCGCUAAUUAUCAGUGACCAUGUAAAAAAGCCAAUUAGUUACAAGGCUCCUGUAAUUGAGUUUCAAGUGGCCUUUCCCAUUGAGGAAAUUACGCUUUGGUGGCCAAAUGGUUAUGGUGGUCAAAAAUUAUAUCCUCUACAUUUCACCUUGAAGGCAUGGUUGGAUGCUAAAGGUACAAGUCUAAGAAACAAAAUAGCAUCACAGAAAUCUAUUAGCAUUGGUUUUCGCACCGUGGAAUUGGUGGAAGAUCCAGUUGCGGAAGGCACCGGCAAUACCUUCCUCUUCAAAGUCAAUGACAAAGAAAUCUUCAUGAAAGGCAGCAACUAUAUACCCAGCCAUAUUUUACCGGAAUAUAGUCGUGAUAGUGCACGGAUCAAACACCUGUUGCUUGCUGCCAAAGAUACCCAUCAAAAUAUGAUACGUAUUUGGGGUGGUGGUAUUUAUGAAUCGGACUUUUUCUAUGAAUUAGCCGAUACAUUGGGCAUCAUGAUAUGGCAGGAUAUGAUGUUCGCUUGUGCUAUGUAUCCCGUAACAGAUCCAUUUUUAGCAUCUGUACGUAAGGAAAUUACACAAAAUGCUCAACGAAUUGCUCACCAUCCAAGUAUUGCCAUAUUUGCAACUAAUAAUGAAAAUGAAGUGGCAUUGGCACAAAAUUGGUAUGGUACACUGGAAGAACGUUAUAAGACGGAAUAUCGGCAGUUGUAUUUAGCCACUGUGAUACAUGAAUUAAAGGCUUUGGAACAUGCCAGCCGACCAUUGCCGUUGGUUUCAUCACCCUCUAAUGGCAAAGAAUCGGCCAAGGAUAAUUAUAUAUCGGCUAAUCCACAGGAUCCCAAUUAUGGAGAUGUUCAUUUCUAUGACAUUUUCAAGGAUGGCUGGAAUCCAUCGAUAUACCCCAGACCUAGAUUUGCCUCAGAAUAUGGUUUCCAAAGUUUGCCAUCACUACAGACAUGGCAGCGAACCGUGGCUGCCGAAGAUAAUUUGGCCGAUUUAAUAGAACAUCGUCAACAUCAUCCCUUGGGUAUGAUGGCCAUAACAACAUUGGUUCGCAUACAUUUUCCUCUGCCGCUGCCAGAGGAUGCCAACUAUUUGGAGGCUUUAGUAUAUUUCAGUCAAAUAUCACAGGCUAUGGCCACCAAAACUGAAACAGAGCUAUAUCGUAGUUUACGUGAUACGGAACAUCGAACUAUGGGUGCCUUAUAUUGGCAAUUGAAUGAUGUAUGGGUUGCCCCAUCAUGGUCAGCUAUUGAUUUUUAUGGAAAUUAUAAGUUAUUGCAUUAUUGGUCUAAGGAAUUUCUGGCACCCAUUGCCAUAACAGCUUUGUAUGAGAGAAGCAUACGAUCUAUAAAUGUUUCGCUGAUAUGUGAUCUCUUUGAAAUAAAUACCGAUGACUUGCAAGUCUCAAUGAAUAUUUAUAAAUGGUCUCAGCUAUAUCCCACGAAAACUACCACAUGGCCGGUUACAAUGAUACCAAAUGGUGUUCACUAUGACAAAGUUAUACCCAUCGAUGAUAUAUUUCAAGGAGAAUAUACCAACUACAAUAGUUUUGUGGAAUUUGUGUUGCAACGCAACACCAUGCCGCUGGCACGGACAUUUUACUUCCCCGCCUCGUUCAGUAGUGUUCAGGCUGUUAAGGAUCCUCAAAUAAAGAUUCUAAUUUCCAACUCAUUUUGCAGUUCACAAGUCAAUGUGAAAAUGAAUAGCUACAGUUUGACACUGAAUACAAAAUAUCCAGCAAUAUUUGUCUAUAUCGAAUUGAUUUUGGAUAAAUAUCCUGAUAUUAAACAUUAUAAAUUUUCGAGAAAUGGUUUUAUGUUGACAUCAGCGAGUAGUGUUUUGCAUUUAGAAUUUGAGGCGAAGGAAUGCAUUCGUUUGAAUGCCAAGGAUUUUAAACUGAUGACAGUUAAUCAAUUUAUGAAUCUUUAA